Messenger RNA from Capsicum annuum, 2342 nucleotides. Its product is annotated as probable lysophospholipase BODYGUARD 3. The record is from RefSeq and is a predicted model, not a curated record. NCBI's taxonomy places the organism in Eukaryota, Viridiplantae, Streptophyta, Magnoliopsida, Solanales, Solanaceae. The transcript has 4 exons. Bases 529 to 1974 code for a protein of 481 amino acids.
AUAAAUAAGAAGCCAAAUAUACUACAAGUAUGAAGUAAAGUAAGGGUUGAAGAAAAUAAUAAAAGUUUAUAGCAAGAGGUUCAACCACCAACAAACUUUUCUCUUUCCCUUAUUUUCAGAAUCUUCCGGCAUUGUUUUUAAUGUAACAAUGAAUACACAUUGAUCUGUUACCAGUAAUUACGUGUCUACAUCCUCAGCCUCUUUAUUUAUCUAUCUUCUUUUCCUCUCCCACCAAAUUUUGAAGAAAAAAAUUGUACCUAUUCUCACACGCUUUCCUCUAAUAAUCCCCAAAAUCAACUACUUAAUUACCCUCAUUGCAUUUUCUUUUUUCUCUUUGCAUGAACACACACAAACAAGCAAGCUAUAAAGAUUAUCUUGGCAUUGGCACUUUGAUCUUUUUCAUCAAGUUAAUGGGUGCCUUGCCGCCAUUUUAAGGAAGAAAAAAAACGAUUCUUUUUGUUGAAUCUUGGCACCCCAUAUUUUCCUUUCUUUGUGAUUGUACCUGCGUUCAAACUUUAGUAAAGAUUCAUGGCCGCGAUUAAAGAAAAUGCUAGAUCAAGUCUCAUACUAGCUGGUAGAUUGAUGAAUGAAGCUAUUAGCUUCCUAGUCUUCACUAUACUUGACAUGCUUGAUUUUAUCCUUUGUUAUACUUACAAAGUAAUCGAUUUCAUUGUCGAAGCAGAGUGGAAGCCCUGUUAUUGCUCUUCAACAAAAGAAGCCAUAACGAGCAGUGGCACAAUCUUGGUCUCCGAACCAGGAGAGUCCAAGAUUGUGUGUCUGACUUCUUCGAGCAGACUACACCUUGAAGAAAUCUCAGACACACUCUACACUCGGCCAUCAUUGGUGACCGAAGUGUCUAAAUCCACUGUCAAUGAGCUGAAACGCCGCAAAUUUGACAAUGCCGCUGUCAUACAGCAGUCAUGUGAGAGGUUGAAAAAUGGAAGCGUACGCUCAACUUUCUCUGUUAAUUCCACCAUAGUAGAAAUGCUCCAAGGCAAAAUGGGUGGCAAAAUAUCUCAUGAUCUUACUCCUAGGUGGUCGGAUUGUGAUUGUAACACUUGUAAUUCUUGGUCAUCCUCUAGCAAAGAUGCACUUUUUGUCCGAGUUGAUGGUGCCAAAGAGAACGUGCAAGAAGAUGUAAUAUUCAUUCAUGGGUUCAUAUCAUCAUCAGCAUUUUGGACAGAGACAGUAUUUCCAAACUUUUCAAAGGCAGCAAAAUCGAAGUACCGUUUAUUUGCAAUGGAUCUACUAGGAUUUGGAAGGAGUCCAAAGCCAAGUGAUUCACUUUACACAUUAAGAGAACAUGUAGAGAUGAUUGAGAAAUCAGUAUUAGAGCCAUACAAAGUGAAAUCUUUCCACAUUGUGGCACAUUCAUUAGGGUGCAUUUUGGCUCUAGCAUUAGCAGUAAAGUAUCCUGGAUCAGUCAAAUCCCUCACUUUAAUUGCACCGCCAUAUUUCCCAACACCAAAGGGAGAACAAGCAACGCAAAAUAUGAUGAGAAGAAUAGCUCCAAGGCGCGUGUGGCCACCGAUAGCGUUUGGCGCGUCGAUAGCAUGUUGGUAUGAACACGUCAGCAGGACUGUUUGCCUAGUCAUAUGCAAAAAUCACCGUUUGUGGGACUUUCUGACCAAACUUAUUACCAGAAACAGGAUUAAGACAUACUUAAUAGAGGGAUUUUGUUGCCACACACACAACGCAGCAUGGCAUACACUUCACAACAUCAUAUGUGGUACUGCUGGAAAAAUAGAAGGAUAUUUAAACAUGGUGAAGAACAAGCUUAAAUGUGAAGUCACUGUGUUCCAUGGCAUUGACGAUGAACUUAUUCCGGUCGAAUGCAGCUACAAUGUACAGUCCAGAAUUCCUCGUGCACACGUUAAGGUGGUCGAAAAAAAAGAUCACAUCACCAUUGUUGUUGGCAGACAGAAAGCAUUCGCCAGAGAACUUGAGCAAAUUUGGAAAAAUUCAACAACUUGAAAAUAAUUCCCAACUUAUUUUGACACGAAGAAGUACAAGUUAUGUGAAUUCCCCAUCCUCGAUCACCAUCAUUUUUAUUACCACGAGUUUUUUUAGGACAAAAAAAAAAAAAAAAACAAAGUGUUUUUAUCGUAUAAACCUAAAUUUGGACAAAAUGAAAGUCUGAUUUAGUUUUUUCUUUUUAUCUUUAUUUUCUCUUACGAUUUGUAUGUCGAAAUGAAAGUUGAAUGUUAAGAUUAUAGUCUAGUUUAAAUUUCAGCACAAAGAAAAAGUAAUAUGGGAUGUGAAAAUGUUUUCUUUAUCUUUUCUAUACCCAACGAUACUAUAAAGAGAUCGAAAUGAAUACCUGAAAUUAAAGCUUUUAUACU